Molecule: messenger RNA, 474 nt
Organism: Orbilia oligospora ATCC 24927
Lineage: Eukaryota; Fungi; Ascomycota; Orbiliomycetes; Orbiliales; Orbiliaceae
Exons: 2
Coding region: 1-474 (157 amino acids)
Source: RefSeq, a predicted model, not a curated record
AUGUCUACCGUUCAAGUUCUCCAGCAACCGAUCUGCAGGUGCGCAUUCGGUGGCUCCGUGUGCAUCUGCACAGCUGCGGGCUGCUUUUGCUCCGGCCCUUAUUGUGGGUCGAAGACUCUAGCAGAGAACGCAAACUACAAACACGCCAAAGAGACACGGGGCGAAGAUUUCGCAAACCAGAUUGCGGCGGCCAUGAACAAAGAUGCUAACGGUGAACCAGUAUCUGUGUCCAUGGGCAACGGCCCACCCGCCGGGCAACCAAAACCUCCUAAGCCAACCAACCCCGCCGGUUCGAAGAGCACUAGUCCUGGCUCUUGCUGUAUGGGUACCGACAAGAAUAAAGGGCCUGAAUCUGGUGCUCCUCAGGACCCUCGUGGUCCUAACCGUGGCCCUAGCCGCGACCCCAAAACUACCGAAGGACACUUAGCUGCAAACUUGCGGACUCCAAAUGAGGGCUUGCCCGCUUCUCCUUAG